GUGUUCACAUAAACAAAUAACACGCAAUUAAUGAGUAAAUAAACGUUUAGUUAAUUAAUAAAUCCCAUAAAAAAUACUCAUAAAAAUAGUAUUGAAAAAUCUGGUAAUUUUUAUUUACAAAACAAUAAUUGAAUUAUUGUAAAUUUAUAGUCAAUUUAAAAUUAAAGCACUGUCAUAAAAUGACCAAAUCAACGCAAAAUAAAAUAAUUACUCACGACUUCUUGUUAAAAAUAGAAGAUAAUUAUGAUGAAUGGCUGGAUUCCCAUCGCAUCAUAUUAUUAGAUUCAGAUUCAUGUGGAGAAUUUUAUAUUUCAGUAAAAUUGGGUAAAUUGAGUAGUUUGGAUGUCAAAAUAACAAAAACUUUCGAUAAAUCAGCGAUGGCAAUUAUUGAGUUACAAACAAACGGAAUGUUCUGUCACAUAAAAGAUGUUCCUGAUUGGAAAGAGUCUUGUAAUUUUAAUAUCGACUUCCCGUACUAUUACUUGCAAUACUCAAAUGCUGAACGAAAUGAUAAUUUUAAAUAUUACCUGAGUAUUAAAUGCAAAAUCACCUGGUUUGGAUUCAAAGACGAAUUGAUGGCAACAAAUUUGUAUCGAGAUAUGAAACAAUUUCUCAUAAAUAUCGAAUGCAGUGACGUCGUUGUGCUAAUAAAGCACCGAGAAUUUCCGUGUCAUAAAAAAAUUUUAGUAUCACAAAGUCCAGUUUUCAAGUCAAUGCUGAUGACGACUACGAACAAGUUCAGAAAAAAAUAUAUCAGAUUACCGAAAAUUGAUUCGGAAACAGCAGAAGAAUUAUUUCUGUUUUUGUACACUGGAAAAGUCGACAAAGCUAAUGACGAUUUUGAACUAGCGGUCAAAUUGUUUGAUGUCGCGAAAGAUUAUCAGAUAUCCUGUUUGAUUAAUUUAUGCGGAUUAUUACUCAGUAAUAAAAUAACGAGAGAAAAUGUACUGGAUUUGCUAAAAUUAGUUGAAGACCAGAAAGAAGACGAUGUAUUUAUUUUACAACAACGCGCGAUUGCGUUUAUUUGGAACAAUCGCAGAGAAAUUCUAACUUUGGAUAAUUUUAAAGAGUCGUGUAAAUUCAUACCCCAGUCAUUAUUUAAAAUCAUUGAAAAAGUCAUUGACUAAAACUCAGAUUAAUUUAAAAUUUCUCAAUGUUUUUUUUUUUUUACAUAUUUUAUAAUUAUUUGUAAUCGGUUUUUGAUCAAAUAUCUACACAAAAAAAAGGAUUUCUUAAGGCGAAUAAAAAUUUUUUUGUGCCAAGAAAUUAUUUUCUUCUGUGCAGUACAAAAUACAAUUUUUAAAUUCACGUAAUUUCUAUAUUUAAAAAAAAUAAAUAACAAAAUAUUAAUUACGGGGUUAAUUAAAUAUUUAACUGAGUACUAGAUACAUAAUUAUCAAUUAUUGUUUACUUUAGCACUAUGAUAAGA
Molecule: messenger RNA, 1429 nt
Organism: Microplitis demolitor
Lineage: Eukaryota; Metazoa; Arthropoda; Insecta; Hymenoptera; Braconidae
Product: TD and POZ domain-containing protein 1
Exons: 2
Coding region: 180-1127 (315 amino acids)
Biological process (GO): proteasome-mediated ubiquitin-dependent protein catabolic process; regulation of proteolysis
Cellular component (GO): cytoplasm
Molecular function (GO): ubiquitin protein ligase binding
Source: RefSeq, a predicted model, not a curated record